Messenger RNA from Chaetomium strumarium, 2192 nucleotides. RefSeq names its product Alpha/Beta hydrolase protein. Lineage: Eukaryota; Fungi; Ascomycota; Sordariomycetes; Sordariales; Chaetomiaceae. The transcript has 3 exons. Bases 293 to 2035 code for a protein of 580 amino acids. The record is from RefSeq and is a predicted model, not a curated record.
GCAACAACAUGCGUCGGGCGUCGUGGAUGCGGUUCCGAUCGUCUCUCCAUCAGGUACUAGUAUAUUAUCCUUGGCGAGCAUACCUGAUGGUACGGUGGUCCUCACGUCAGCUACCUUAACGGUGUCAAUGUUAGUCAUCGCCGCGCAGCGGUCAACUUGAUCGGGUUGCAAUUGGCAUCCUGCAGACCUGCAGUCCUGCACAGCAGUGACUAUCUUAUGUACAUACGGUUAUUUAAAGAGAAGUCUGGCCCAUCCCAAGUGACUGGACCAUGGCUGACUUCACGCAUUCAACAUGGAGUUGUUGUAUCUCGUCAGCUCUGCGCUUUUAUGCACAGGAGCCGCAACUGCGAACGCGCAAGUGCACGUUACGGACAGAAGGAACGGCGUGACAUAUGAUGGACUAGAGCGUAACGGAAUUGAAGUUUUCCUCGGCAUUCCCUACGGCGAGGACACGGGCGGCGAAAACAGAUUCAAGCCCCCCAAGCGGCACGUUCCCCACCGUGGGAGCACCGUCAACGCGACAGCCUACGGUCCGUCAUGUCCUCAGCAGCUCGGAGAAUGGGCACCGCCCAUUUCGCUGGGCAAUAUCACCGACAUCUCGGAGGACUGCCUGAACCUGAAUCUGGCGCGGCCAAGGGAAACGCGAGCCACGGACCGACUGCCCGUGAUGGUGUACAUUCACGGCGGCAGCUUCAUAGCGGGCGAUAACCACGAUCCCAGCAUCUUGCCCGACGGCAUGAUCCUCGAGUCUGUGCGCAACGGCUGGCCGGUCGUGCAUGUUGCCCUGAACUACCGUCUGGGUGUCUUUGGGUUCGCACAGUCCGAAGCCCUAAAGUCUGAAGGCUCCGAAAACGCCGGCCUCCGAGACCAGCGACUCGGCAUCGAGUGGGUUCGCGACAACAUUGAGCAUUUCGGAGGUGAUCCGCACAAGAUCACGAUAUUUGGACAGUCCUCUGGCGGUCUUGCGGUGGGCAUGCAGCUCAUGGCCUAUGGCGCCAGCAAGCCGGUUCCUUUUCAGCGGGCUAUCUGUCAAAGCCAGGCACUCGAACCCGGAAUCACCGGCAACUUCACUAUCGAUGCUAUGCAGGCCGUGGUGGACUACGUUGACUGUGGUGACGCAAGCGGCGAUCUGCAUUCGAAGGAAACGGUGGCUUGUCUGAGGAAUCUGGAUAUGGAGACUCUCCUCAAUGCCUCGCUCGCCACAUUCUCAUCCGUCAUUUCUAGCAACAUCGGCGAUAUCUGGCUUCCUGUUGUCGACGGCGACUUUCUUCCGGCUGCUCCCUCGAUACUUAUCCGGCAGGGCCGCUUUGCCAAUGUCACCACCAUGAUCGGCUGGUGCCAAAACGACGUCACCUUCUUUACUGACCCUACGAUCGAGACCCCGGAAGACACGCGCAAGUUCAUAUCUUCUUACGUUCCUGAUCUGACCAGCUCCAACGUGGACAAGCUGUUGUCCCUCUAUCCGGUCUCCGACUUCGUGGCCGAGGCAACAAGCACGCUCUCCAGCGAAUUCUUCCGCGCUGCCCGGAUCUUCCGGGACAUCAUCAUGACCUGCCAGCCGAUAUGGUACGGACAACACAUCGCCAAGGCCGGAAAUGACGUUUACCUGUACGACUGGAACCAGACAAUUCUGGAGCCCAUCAUAGACGAGGCAGCUGGCCGCACCGGCUUUGGUCCAGUGCACACCUCCGAAUUCGCCUACAUCUUUGGAAACCUCUCUCACUAUAACACCAGCGGCCAACCGUUCCAUCCGACACCAGACGAUUACAGACUGGCGGAGCGGGGCUCGAGGUCCUGGUCUACGUUUGCUGCCACGGGUCGACCUAGCCUACCUGGCCACGACACCUUCCAGGGAUUCAAGCAGGCCUUUCCUGCUGGUGGGCAUGACGUGUAUAUUUUUGGGGCUGGGGGCCCCUCUGAAGGGCUCUCUGCCAUUGACGGAGCACGUUCCAAAGGUCCCAUGCGCGUGCAGAAGCUGAGGGAAAGGUGUGCUUUCAUCAACUCGCCCGAAGUGAUUGAGCAGUUGAGAUAUUGAUACCGGACAAUGUAUUGUACCUGUAUCUAUCUAUUCUAUCUUCCUCUCCCUAGCCAGUCUGCUCACACCGAAGCCCAAUUACCCCUUUAAUCUAAAUUGAAAACUUGAAGUUGAAUAGCAAAUCAAUCAUCUUCUCAACCUCAAAUUAAACUUGUGC